Molecule: messenger RNA, 621 nt
Organism: Hordeum vulgare subsp. vulgare (domesticated barley)
Lineage: Eukaryota; Viridiplantae; Streptophyta; Magnoliopsida; Poales; Poaceae
Product: agglutinin isolectin 3-like
Exons: 2
Coding region: 1-621 (206 amino acids)
Molecular function (GO): chitin binding
Source: RefSeq, a predicted model, not a curated record
AUGAAGGGUCUCCUGUUGUGCGCGCUCGCACUUGCCUUUGCUGCGGUGACCACCCAUGCCCAGCUGCAGUCCUGCCCGGCACGCUGCGGCAAGCAGGCCGACGGUAUGGAGUGCCCCAACAACCUCUGCUGCAGCAAGGAUGGGUACUGCGGACUGGGCGUCGACUACUGUGUCAGGGUUUCCCCUCGCCAGCUUGCUGGUGCCGGCUGCCAGAGCGGUGCCUGCUACGACAACAAGAUUUGCGGUGCGCAGGCCAAAGGCACACUGUGCCCUAACAACCAUUGUUGUAGCUCGGGUGGUCGUUGCGGCUACGGCAGAGAAUACUGCAGCAACGGCUGCCAGAAUGGUCCUUGCUGGGCUGAUCUCAAGUGUGGCCACCUGGACAAUGGUAAGCUAUGCCCCAACAAUCUCUGCUGCAGCCAAUAUGGUUAUUGUGGCCUAGGACCGGAGUUCUGUGGUACUGGCUGCCAAAACGGCGCCUGCACCACAGAUAAGCCGUGUGGCAACAAGGCUAAUGGUGCAGCAUGCACCAACAACUAUUGUUGCAGCGUGUAUGGGUCUUGUGGUCUUGGCAAGGAUUACUGUGGUACCGGCAGCUGCCAGAGCGGCGCAUGCAACUAG